Molecule: messenger RNA, 4914 nt
Organism: Paramacrobiotus metropolitanus
Lineage: Eukaryota; Metazoa; Tardigrada; Eutardigrada; Parachela; Macrobiotidae
Product: ATP-binding cassette sub-family C member 10-like
Biological process (GO): transmembrane transport
Cellular component (GO): membrane
Molecular function (GO): ATP hydrolysis activity; ATP binding; ABC-type transporter activity
Source: RefSeq, a predicted model, not a curated record
UGUGAAAUCGUCUACAGAUUGCAGGCGGAAAUUGCACUUCGCAAAUUUUCCUCCAAUCCGUUUUUUUUUAUGAAACACGAUCACGCGCGAGCUGGAUGAUGCCGGUGUGUGGUCGCAGAAUGAUCAGGAGAAGCGGUAUAAGAAGCACAGUACUAAAGUUACCUGCAAUAUUUCGACUGUAAGAUCGGAGAGCAUCAACCAGCGAGAGAAAUGGACUCCAACUGGAAAACGUUCUGUUCCAAAUAUCCCAACACCACCCUCCCCAAUGGCGGCCUGCAAUUAUGGAUCCCCAGCAUCCAGGAUUUCGGGCAAUGUUUCCACGACGUGUACCACAUUGUCACCCAUGUGUUGCUGCUGAUCUUCACCUGUAUCUGCAUUGGAUCCGAGAUCUCCAAACGAUACUCACAGCGUUCCUCGCUGCGAUGGAAUUAUCGCCUCGCCUGGGUUCUCCGCCUCGCAGGAUGCGCUGCCAUCCUCGUAGUGAUCAGUACCCGACAGAUUAUUCUUCUGGCUACCAGUGCCUAUCGAAAACAACUCGGUGUGGCCAGUCAUGUGGCGCACGGCGUGAGUUUCGCGACGUGGAUCCUCAUGAUGGUGCGCACUUGGUUCCUGCUCCGCAUCGUCGAUUCCCGCGCUUCCCGUCCCACGCCGCAGCUUGUACAGUUUAUUUUCUACGUCCCGGUGGCGGCGGGCUACAUCUUCGAGUUGUGGUCGGGGACUGGCGGGGUUUUUGUCGCCCUGCCUGGAGUGUAUCGCAUCGCUGCGUAUCUGCUGUUCGCAGCCAAUAUUGUGAUAAUUUGUUCCUAUUUUCCUCCGAUCCUCAAUUGGCAGCGUCGGCGACCGUCCUAUGAUGGGGAGGGAUUACUCCCGGAAGAAAUAAAUUGGGAGACGGUCCACCGAGCGUAUGAAGAGUCCAGUUUCGUCUCCAAAGUCUUUCUGUUCUGGGUGAUCAAACUGAUUCGCAAGGGAGAAUUCAUCCGCACAAACGAGCAUUUAUUUGAUUUUCCCGCAUCCUGGGGAUUUUUAGAGCACGGGCAAGUGCUGCGCGACCAUCUGCAAGCCAACGCGAAGACAUCGAAGGUGUUUCUGAUUGGGAUUUUGUGGAGGAUGUGGGGCGGCGUGUUUUUAUUUAUCGGCGCACUGAUGCUUGUUUCGGUUGCGGCGUCCUAUUCGGAACCGGUGAUACUGCAGAAAUUGAUAUCGUAUUUUGAACGGGGAGACGGGAAUCUGCUGGAGGGACUGCAGUGGGCCGGACUGCUGGUGUUGGCUAAUUUGUUGAGCGCUUUUUUUCAUGCGCAUUAUUCGUUCAUCUGUGCCAAGCUGACCAUGAUAGUCGAUGGAGUUCUCGUUGACAACGUGUACUGGAAGUUGUUCCACUCUUACGGUGCGGAUUUAUCGAAUUCUGAAAUAUCAGGGAAAGUCGUUAAUUUGAUUGGCACGGAUUGUCAGCGCGCAGCUGACGGCAUUAUGAUAUUUCUGGAACUCAUCAAUUCGCCCAUUCAGAUCGGUAUAGGAUUGUAUUUAUUGUACUGGCAGAUGGGAAUUUCGUUCCUGGGAGGCAUCGGUGUGGUGUUGUUACUGUUGAUUACUAAUCAGCUGUUGGCCGCCCGAAUUGCCCAUUACGAAGAGAGCAAACAGGCCACGGCGGACAAGCGGGUGAAGAUCAUGCGAGAGAUUCUCAAUUGUAUCCGGAUUAUUAAGUUCCAUGCUUGGGAAUCGUUCUUUCGGGGACGAGCGGUUGCGGCCAGGAAAGCGGAGAUGAAAUAUUUGCGCUCGACUAAUAUGCUGGUUGCUGUGAGUUCGGCAUUAUGGCAGCUAGUUCCUGUGGGAAUGGCUGUGACGACUUUCCUGAUUUAUGUUCUGCUUGGUAAUCAACUGACAGCUGCCAAGGUUUUCCCGAGUAUCGCCGUUUUUCGAAUGCUAAACGGGCCUCUUAUGAUGAUGUCAUGGGAAGUGAUUGGCGUAGUGGAAAUGUGGGUGUCGGUGAAGCGAUUACAAGAGUUCUUCCGCCUACCCGAUCUGUCUUUCGCUAAACUGUAUACCCUGCUACCGGAAAAUAAUUCAACGUUUGUAGAGAUGAAAGCUAGUACUUUCUCCUGUCAAAACAGCGAUGAAAUUUUUCAUGGAGAGCCGAGUCCGGUUUUGGACCAUAUAACGCUGCGAAUAAAGCGGGGAGAAUUUCUGGGGGUUACCGGCAAAAUCGGAUCGGGCAAGACCGUGUUGUUAAACGCUAUUAUUGGGGAAAUGCACAAACUAAGCGGAGAAAUUGCGUUAAAUGAAAGUAUUUUUAAUGAAGGGUUUGGAUUUGUUCCACAAGAGGCGUGGAUUCUGCAAGGGACAAUUCGGCAAAAUAUCUUACUCGGCGAAAACACCGUGACCGAUGCGUUAUUCUACCGGCAAGUGUUGGACUGCUGCUGUUUAACCGCAGAUCUUGAAAGUAUGCCCAACGGUGAUGCAACAGAAAUUGGAGAAAAGGGGGUGACGCUGAGUGGUGGACAAAAGGCCCGCCUGGCACUGGCUCGUGCCGUGUAUCAACGAAAACAGAUUAUUUUCUUGGACGAUCCUUUAGCAGCCGUGGAUCCGCAUGUCGCCGCCACUAUCUAUAAUAAAUGUAUCCUGGGACUGUUGAAGGAUACUACCAAAGUUUUCAUUACGCACAACAUCGAGCAUUUAAGAAAAUGCGACCGAGUAGUGGUUAUGGCCGAUGGACGCAUUGCUGCUGAUGGUCCACCCGAACAAGUCUUGAGUUUAUCCGAGGUCAUCGAAGAUGAUGCCACACAGAAUGGGCGCAGGCCAUCGCUGAAGAGAGGCCGCAGCAUCCAGAGGCAGAAAACCGUGGAGAGUGAGAGCAGUGACAAGGAUGAAGCGAGUGACGACGACGACGAGGAAGUGGCGCCACUGAUUGAGGAUGAAGAGAGCGCGACGGGUGUUGUCAAAACCGAGGUGUAUCUGACGUACUUCCGCUCCAUGGGCUGGUACGCAGUCGUGGCGGUGUGGAUUCUAAUGGUUCUCAAUCAAGCUGGUGUUAACGCUUGCGACAUUUGGAUCUCAUAUUGGAUUACCGCGCAUGGAGAAUCUUCCAAUGACACAUUGUCAGUGAAGGAGUUUCUGUACGUCUACGGUGGGUUGGCUGGGGAAGCCGCCCUAGUCAGCUUUAUUUGGCCAUUCAUCCUGUUCCUGUCUGCGCUGAAAGCAUCCAACAUUUUGCACAAUGCGUUGCUGAAUGUUUUACUGAAAGCGAAGAUGCAGUUUUUUGAUUCGACACCGUCUGGUCGGAUUCUGAACCGCUUCUCCAAAGAUAUCAAUAAUACCGACGAACACGUGCCCAUGUUCUUCCUGAUCUUCUUCGCUGAACUAUUUGGUGUGGUUGGGACCCUGUUGGUCAUCUGCUAUUCCAUGCCGUGGUUUCUGCUAAUUUUGAUACCAAUGGGAGCAGUUUAUUACUUCAUGCAGAAAUAUUAUCGUUACACUUCCAGGGAAUUGAAGCGUUUGAACACCGUGACCUUAUCACCGCAGUACUCACUGUACAGUGAAACACUGCACGGACUGUCGGUAAUUCGCAGUAUGCGGAUGGAAGAGCAGUUUUGUACACGCUUCCACGGGAUUUUAUCCCUAAACUUGCAAGUGGAGUUCGCCGCUUUUGCCGCGGAGCAAUGGCUGGCACUGUGGCUAGCCAUGAUCGCGACGGUGAUGAUCUGCGGAGUGGUGGCCAUUGGAUUUUUGGCAGGAUCACAUUCCGCGGCGAUCGGCUUGGCAUUGUCGUAUGCUAUUUCUGUGGUGCAGUUGCUGGAAGCUUUGAUUGAUUCCUUUACUCAUCUGGAAAAGGGAAUGGUUCAUGUGGAACGAAUCAAACAGUACAUGGACGAUGUUGAGCCGGAACGACUGGACGGGCCGCUAAUGACUCAGCCGAACUGGCCGAAUAAUGGGGCGAUUGAAAUUGAAGAUCUGACGGUGCGCUACCGUGAGGAUUUACCAGAUGUUCUGAAUCGGAUAAGUCUGAGCAUACAACCCGGUGAAAGAGUUGGCAUUGUCGGACGAACCGGUGCAGGAAAAUCGAGUCUGAUGUUAGCCUUGUUUCGCAUGAUUGAAGCGAAUGCGGGAACGAUCAGUAUUGACGGGGUUCGCAUUUCCUACCUGAAUCUGCAGCAUUUAAGGUCGAAACUGACGAUAAUUCCCCAGACGGCGUGCUUGUUCGAUGCGUCGGUGCGCGACAAUCUGGAUCCGCUGCAAACCCACACCGAUGAGGAAAUUUGGCGCGUGGUUGAAGUGUGCCAUUUGCGGCCUUUGGUCGAGAAACUCGGCGGUGGAUUGGGGGAAGUCGGUGAAAACGGGAAGAAUUUAUCGGCUGGAGAGAAACAGUUAGUUUCUCUGGCGCGAGCGCUGCUUAGCAAGAGCAAGAUUAUUUGUCUGGACGAAGCGACAGCAAACAUCGACUACGAGACGGAUCUGCUGAUCCAGCAGACCAUCCGGGCAGCUCUGACCGGCAGCACCAUUCUGACCAUUGCGCACCGUGUACAGACAGUGCUGGAUUGCGAUCGCAUUGUCGUCAUGGCCAACGGACAGAUCAGUGAAGAGGGCCGUCCCGACGAGCUCCUGCAGCGACCCGAGUCGCGCUUUUAUCAGAUGGUGCAGCAGAGCCGCAGUGCAGGAGAAUUGUGAUGGUUUUACGGUGGAAGUUUAACUGUAUAUAUGUCGCUGACCAGAAUUGGUGAUAUUGGUUGUAUCAGUACCGUUUGUUGGUUUGAGCUUUUAUUUAUUACUUAGUUUAAGGUUUUAUAAAAAUCGAUUGUAUUUCGGGUUGGAAUAGUUGGCAUUCGCCAAAUUUGGUAGAGAAAAAUUUUCUAUUAAUUUUACAUGAGUUUUUCUUGACAAGCAGCAUCUCCAUGUCUAGACAACUCAGAAUAAAAUGCAGAA